CCGUUUGCCACUUCUUCAUCCCGCCUGCCUGCGUGCGUGCGUGCGUGCGCGCGCCGCAUCCACGCCAACAUCCGCCGACUCCCCCACCGUGUGUCCCCGCACGGCGUCCACGGCAUUUAAGCACACAAUAAGCCGACAUCAGCCCGGAACGCGCGUCGGAGGAACAGCUGAUCGGCGCCUCGCGGGUGUCCUCGCCUCCGUCCCACUCUCUUGUCAUGCAGGAGGUGUAGCCCUCCUUCCUCGUCAAAGCAAAAAAAAAAGGAAAAUCCAAGCUGCAGCAAGAUGUCAGACCCCGACGCGUCCUCGCCGACAGACCCCCCGCUGCCGCUCACCUCCCCCCGCACCCCCCUGCAGCUCUCCUUCCCCUUCCUGAGGGAGGGGAGCCGGGUGUGGGAGCGGGAGCGGAAGCCGCCGCAGCCCGGGGAGCUGCCGAGCCCGCUGCCCACCAAACGCACCCGCACGUACUCAGCGACAGUCCGAGCCAGAUCGGGUCCGGUCUUUAAAGGGGUGUGUAAAAACUUCUCCAGGUCUCAGGGACAUGGAUUCAUACGCCCCACUCACGGAGGAGACGACAUAUUCGUUCACAUCUCUGACAUCGAGGGGGAGUACGUGCCUAUGGAAGGGGACGAGGUCACAUACAAAGUGUGCCCCAUCCCGCCCAAGAACCAGAAGAUCCAGGCUGUGGAUGUGGUGAUCACCCACCUGAACCCGGGCUCCAAACACGAGACCUGGUCAGGUCAGAUCAUCAGCUCCUAGACCGGCGCCCCGCUCAGCUGGGAACUGGGGAAAUUUGGGAUUAAUUUAGGUUUUUAUGUUAUCAGGGUUUGAGGUUUGGGACCAGGUCUAAGAAACAGGGAUCCAAGCUUGGAGCUUGUUAGUGGUUGGCUGGAAAAAAAAGGCUGGAGUUUGGAAAUGAAGCUUUGAAUGUAUCUGAUAGAAUGUUUUAUUUUGAAGGUUUUGGUUUGACCAUUUGAGCUGUAUGUUUUAGUUUAAGCUAGAUUUUAAAAGCCAGAGUGUUUAGUCGGGAAAUCCAUUGUUAUUAGCAAGGUGACAGCUUUGAUAAGCCUGGAUGUUGAAGAAACAGAUGGUUUAGAGGCCGAGACUUGAUGAACCCAUGUGUUUAUACUGGAACAGACUGAAAAGAUCAUUCUUACAGCAAAUUAAAUAUAAUACAGACUAGCAGCAUCUAGUUAGCACACCAGUAAACUAUACUGCUUGUUGUUUAUGCUAAUAAUAAUUAUCAUCAAGCGACAAUAUAGUGGAAUGAAAAAUCAAGGAAGGAGAAAACCAGUUAAUCAAUAUAUGGCAACAUUUGACUACAUUAACUCCUUAAAGUAAUUUCAGAAUCCACCGUCCAUGGACAAACCAAUAAUCUGGUCAGUUGAACUAAACUAUAAUUUUAAAGCAGCUUGUCAUGUAUUGUAUCUGGUUUAACCGCAGGGUCAUCAGCACUCAGAUCGGUGGAUGUUAUUUAGCUGUAGCAUGUUUUUGAACGAAUUACAGAAGAUAAACAGAUGUAAUUGAUAUUAACUGUGUUAUAGAUAUUGUGAAAUCCUCUCAUCUUCCACAGUGGAUGUAACUCAAAACUAUUUAAAUGGCGUAAUCCACUGGUGCUGUUAAAGGCCAGCGGGUUGGAUGGGCGCAUCCAGUAACGUGAAUUGAUUUCAAAGAUUCAGAAAAUGUAGCCUUGCACUAAUGUUUUUGGUUCUUUGUCUUCGGCACAAGCUGAGGCCUUGGAUCCGUAAAGCUGUCCUUUCUGGCUCUUAGGAUGUUUCUAAUCCAUAGACUUCAUAAUGUUCCGUGUGUUUGAAAUUAAAGGCGUAAUAAUCUCCGGCAGCUUGAAACGGACACUGGCGCAGUUCAUAUUUCCGUCUGCUCUCACUGCCUCAACAGAAAUAGCCAUGUGACGUCUGGAGCUUUACACAUGAACACGGCGGCCAGCUGUUCAACCACAUGUGUCCGCGUUUACAGCAGCAGGCGAUCGGUUCCAACGGCAGUGGAACACAACCUCCAAACGCGCUUCUCUGUUGAUCACAGCAGACUCGACAUGACUCGUCUCACUGCCUCAAGAAAACGAGUGUACUUACAGUUGCAGCCGAGUUUAAGAUAAAUUUAAUUAAGUCUCGAUGCCUUUUAGCCUCAGGAGCUCUGAUAAGCUGCAAACAUCAGGAAUCUCUUUCCUGUUUAGUGUUGUAGCACUGCUGUAUUUUGUCUCCUUGCAGGUGUAGGUCUCCGGUAUUAUUGUAGCCAGGUGUUACAGUGGGACGGUCAGGAUUUAGGCCAGAGGUGCUGGGCAGAGGAUGGAGUGAAGAUCUAUAGAUGUAUUUGAGCGCUGAUGCUUUGAAAUGUAAGUGGUAGGAAAGGAUUGAGGCCUGUCAAGUAAUCUUAUUAAAAAUAAAUAAGUUUACAAAAUUAGAUCUAAGCUUAUUUGUUUUCUUAAGAUUUUGAUAUAGACUGAUAUCACUCUCAUAGCUGUACAGUCGAAAUUAGGGUAAAGACAGUAGCCAAGUAGCUUAGCUUAUCUUAGCUUAGCUUAGCAUAGCUUAGUUUAUCUUAUCUUAGGAUAAAGACUAGACACCGUGGAAACAGCCAUGUGUUAUUUGUUUACGUGCACAAAAACCAAACACGGAUCAUUUAGCCGGCUCCCCACUGUAGCAUCGUUAGCCGCUAGCUGCUCGUUAGCGCCGCGGCUUCGCAUUUAACCUAGAAUGAGAGUGGUAUCAUUCUUCCCCCUUAACGCCUGGGAAGUAACUUUAACGGUUCCUUCAAAGCACUGAUGAGAUAAUCUUAAUUCAUGUUUUAUAUGUUUAAUGACAGGAGAGAUGAUCCCCUCGUGAAACCGUCUGUUUAGAAUAGUAGUUCACUGUAGAAAUUAGAAUGAGGAGGAUUUUAUGAUGGCAAUUUAUGUCACAGCAAAUGACUGGAGGCCAAAAAAACUGCAACAAAAGCUUCCUGAUGUGUGUUUUAAAAGACUUAUUUAUUGACGUAUUUAUUUUAAUUUGUAACUAUGGAAACAUCAGGUCUUUGUGAGAAUCUAAGUCUGUUUGAAUACACUGCACAUCUCACUCUGAUGAUCCUACCCAGCGAACAUCCCUUUGCUACUGUCACGUUGCUGCCAAGCGAAAAAAAGAAAUGAGACACAUUUGUAAUUUCCCCAUAAUCCUUGUCUAACCUUUCAGUACGUUAUCUUUGCUGUUUGUCCUCUUUUCUACGUUGAAUGUGUUGGUUCUUCAUCAUGCAGUAACGCAGCCGGAGCCUUCAGAGAAGUGCCGACAGGUCUCCUAUGCAUCUUUUGAUUUCUUCCGUAGCAAGUGGGAUUUAGCAUCACUAACACAAUGGUUCGGUUUAUUUACUGCGACAGAAACAAAUUUGACUGUGUUUCCAAGCACUUUUAUUUUUUGUCAAAUCACUGUGAUACUGUCAUUAAAAUAAAGUUUGAAUAAAACUUACUACUGGAUUCACA
Messenger RNA from Betta splendens (Siamese fighting fish), 3463 nucleotides. RefSeq names its product cold shock domain containing C2, RNA binding a (gene csdc2a). Gene Ontology annotation, biological process: regulation of mRNA stability. Gene Ontology annotation, cellular component: cytoplasm. The record is from RefSeq and is a predicted model, not a curated record. NCBI's taxonomy places the organism in Eukaryota, Metazoa, Chordata, Actinopteri, Anabantiformes, Osphronemidae. Gene Ontology annotation, molecular function: mRNA 3'-UTR binding. The transcript is spliced from 4 exons. Bases 283 to 756 code for a protein of 157 amino acids.